AUGAGGGGAAUAGCAAGGUACGUGGUGGAGGAACUGUUGGAGGAGGAGCCGGAAGGGGAGAGGUCGAGAAUCAGCGGCUCCAGCUUCAGCUUGGAAGCGAGCGUCUCCAUCCCGAAGCUGUUCUACGAGGGCUCGUACACGCUCCAGGGCCGGUGUCUGCUGCGGCCCGUAGACUGGAGCGGCAAGUUCAACAUGAGCCUCGGUGAGUCGGCCGCGAGCAUCGGAAACGUCACGGACACGUGGAAGCUGACCGCGGAUGUCGUGAAGAAAGGGAAGGAGAACUACCUGGACCUUCAGGACCUCGUCUUCAGCCCUGAAGUGUCCGCCUUCAGCACGUACGCCACGGGCCUGUUCGGGGAGCUGAAGGAAGUAGGCCAGUUCGCCCUGCUGAUGGUGAACAAGCACUGGCAGCUCUUCUUCGACGAGAUGUGGACGCUGGCCGAGCCGCGGGCCGUCAAGACGGGGUCGCGCGCGGUUCGACGCGUUCUCUUCCAGACUCCAGUCGACGCACCGAGCUCUGUGUGA
This is a messenger RNA of Bacillus rossius redtenbacheri, 525 nucleotides long. RefSeq lists its product as uncharacterized. NCBI's taxonomy places the organism in Eukaryota, Metazoa, Arthropoda, Insecta, Phasmatodea, Bacillidae. Bases 1 to 525 code for a protein of 174 amino acids. The transcript is spliced from 4 exons. The record is from RefSeq and is a predicted model, not a curated record.